Messenger RNA from Hyalella azteca, 5770 nucleotides. RefSeq lists its product as uncharacterized. The transcript is spliced from 12 exons. NCBI's taxonomy places the organism in Eukaryota, Metazoa, Arthropoda, Malacostraca, Amphipoda, Hyalellidae. The record is from RefSeq and is a predicted model, not a curated record.
UUGAGUAUUUAUAAAAUAUAGUAGAAUGAAAGAUCCUUGAAAAUCGAAGAUUUUUGGAAUGGAUAUGGAGCCGCACCCACCUCCUAUGGUGACCCGACCCCAUGUCAGCUCCACGUGUGGGGGGCUCACGCGCCCCCGAUCUGUGGAUGAUCUGCUAAGAGGAAGUACAGAUCAAAAGGAACAGGCUUGUGAUCAUCGAAGAUCAGCCCUAGAUGACCUCGCGGAGUCGGAAGUUUUUGUGGGGAGCGAAGACGAAGAGGAAGGAUUGGAGACCAUAGCGUCUACGGCUGCAGUCGCUGCUCUGUCCUCCAGCAGUUAUCACGACGACACUCGGCUGCCUCUGCGCGCAGUUAAAGAAGAGGUCGAGGCAGAGGCUGCCGAAGAAGCUGCAAUGCGUCUCCAAAUGACGGUAUCUCGUCCUAGCAGAGCUGGGCCGUCUGGACCUGGAAAUUUCGGCAGCUCCUCCAGUAUUCCAGUCAUGAGGGAUUCCAGCACAUCUCGUGACUCUGUGAACGCAUAUGUUGUGCGUAAUGGAAGUGCACAAUUCGCUGAAAGAAUCUCUAAAGAGCGUAAGGAAAACGUAGCUGGUUACUAUUUGAGUAAAUGUGUUGAUAUUUCAGAAGAACACAUGCCAAAGCAUCCCUCCAAAAUAAUUAAUGGUUCAAACGGUACUGGUAUCAGUACCCCUUAUAAUGGCGAAGUUGAUCUGACUGAUGGAAUCCCUAAUUAUGUGGACUAUGUAUCAUCAGACGAGCUUGAUAAUAUAGAUCGCUCUCCAUGCAGUGAAGGAUCACCACUCUCAAUUUCCCUAGCUUCAUCUGUUGCCUCGAACAUGUCCAUCGAUGACACUUCAUCGUCACGUACCGACACCUCAUCCUUCACUGACACCCAAGACACCGUCAUUGUCACGAGCCUGAAAAAUAUCGCAAAUAAAUCGGCUCUUAAAAAUUCUACCAAUGGAAACCGCGCCAGCUCGUCGAAACCCCCAUUAAUUGUUAAAAGUCGUGCAAGCGAGUCAAACAAACCCUCGAUUGCAGAACCAAACAAAUCUGAAAGCAGGUUAAUCAAAGCAUCAGCAAUAUCACAACGAUUUGAUUCAUCUUCAAAAAUUCAACCGCGUGGAAUCGCACGCACCGGCAAAAACAGUCCACGCCUGUCAGAAAAAUCUCAACUUGACCUAAAACGGUCGGUGGGAAAUUCUUCACAUGAUAGACGCCCUUGCCGAAAUUCUGUUAAUGCUGUCUCAAAUGUGGCCUCACGCUCGAAAACGACGGAGUGCGAACUGAAUAAAAAACCAAAGGCUGAGGUAAAAUAUGAUUCUAACAGAGAUUGUAAGCCGACUGAUUAUAGAUUCGGGGCCCUAGAAAAUAAGAAGAUAGAGAACUCUCCGAGAGUCGAUGCAUAUGAGAGCAACACGCUUGGGAGGAAGAAGAAAAAGCCUGAUAAAGAAGUCAAGAUCAAUACUCACUCAUGGCUGCUCAGCGAUGGUCGGGAAGUGGAAAAGUAUGGCACUAUAGGCCGUAAAAAGAAAAUACGUGAAGCGGGCGACGGCAAAGAGGAACCCCACACAUCAUUGAGCAAGGAAAGCAAAGAUACUCUGGACACGUACGCGACUCUACCGCGACGUAAAGCUCGGGAUAUGACAGCGCGUUGGCGAGAACAAAACAUGGUGCAAGGUUCGGACGCCUCUGUCGUAAAUGUUCCUCGCAUCAAAGUCUUGUGCUCAGAUGAGAACGCCGAAUUUAACCAAAAGCCUCUUCGUCGUUCCCGCUCGAUAGGCAAAGGAGAAACGAGUCGCUGCGUUCAGUCUUCGUCGUCGCAAUUGUGUCGAUCUUCUGCCAGUUUUGCUCGAUGCAGCCCUAGAGUGGUUCCUCGGGCAAGUCCUAUUGCGUCCCCUCGUCUAGCGGUGGCAACUCAAACUCCUCGCAGUGAAAGGACUAUAAUAUGCCUCGAGGUCUCCAUACAGACGGCGCUCACAGGUCGAGAGGUCGCUGCUGCCAUGCACGCCCUUGCAAAAGAGCGCUUCUCAGACGAACUUCACACGCAUAGACAGAAAACGGAAAUCAUAAGAGAGUUGCCUCCACCUCAAAAGCCGCAAGAGACAAAAGUCAACUCAGCUGUACAGGUGGACGCAGGUUGGGGGUCUUGUAAUUGUGGUCUACGCCGAGAAGUAGCCCGGUCUGCCGAGGCUGAGGAACUGCACAGGCUACUGACGGAAGAACGUCUUGCUAAGGACGAGGUGCAAGGGGAACUCGAUCGGACCAGUCAGAAGAUCAAGGACAUGCUUGCGUCUAUGGAGGGCGUUGAGAAGGAAUUCAACGAACGCUGCGAUAGUCUCAUGGUUCUCGAGAGUCAACUUCAGCAUUCAACGCAGUUCAACACUCGAUUGCAAGACAGAUUGUCGAAGUGACAAUGCUAUUAUAUUCAUGUCAAUUUUCAGGAACUGACAAUGUGCCAGGAGCGGGAACGUUUACUUCAGCAGCAAGUCGCCGAGCUCGAAUCCGAGUCCCGUGAACUCGCCGAGUUUAUGAGCUCCGAGAAAGAAGCGCUCACUGAGUGCCUGAGGGAGGCUGAGGCUGAGGGCAACCAUCUGAGGCAGCUCUGUGAGGACCAAGAGGCGCAGAUUCUCACCAGAGAACAGGAGGCUGCCACCCUCGUUAGACUAGCCGACGAGAGACGACGAGAAGUAGAGGCGCUGGAGUCGGAGCUGCAAGGUCUGCAAGGCCGCACCAGGGACAUCAUGGUGUGUCAGGGCGCUCAGGUCUCAUCUGCCGCGGUCACGCUCUCCAACCUGGCUGUGCGUCUGCAGGCGCUCACAUCACGCCUGCUGCACGACUACUGCGUCACCGAGACUGAUCUCACGAAUAUCGUCACGCCAUCAGAAUCGGACAGCUCGAACUCCUCUUCCUCGACCACGUCUCCCGAGCACUGCCCCUCGUCUACCCUGACCCGCCCCCGUGUGUCCUCUCCUCGCAAGGGGCCUGCUUCCUUCAUCCACGCCGUCCUUCACGCCCUUAGAGGAGGGCCCAAUGCUAGGGGCUCCUCCGACAAGCAGCGAAACGAUCCUAAUCCACAAGAUGGCUCCCAGGACAAUGCCCUUGCGACUGAAACCAACGGUGAAUCGUCGCCGUCGCUAGUGGACCAGGUUGAAGAGGUUGACUUGUUACUAUCCCGAUUCUUGAAAGUUGUCUGCGUCCUCAAGAACGACUCCGAUGCGACUCUUAACGAGCUUCAAGAGGAAAAUGAGCGGCUGAGUCAGGAAGUGCGCAGUCAGCAGCAGCUGAUCGAACAGCAGCAAGCUGACAACGAGGUGCUCGCCAGGCUCGAGACGCGCGCUCAGAGGGACCUCAAGGCGCUGUACAAAGCUACCGAGAAGUUGCAAGGGAGUGCGGAUACCUCGUCUUCAGAAGGCGUCGCAUCCACGAACGUCACUUCAGCGAUGCUGCUGAAGGCUGCGUUGCAGACUCUGGAAGAUUUGCCCGAGUUGGUGUCAAACCAGCCGCGACUGAAGCACCUGCUCAAUAGUCUCCGCGCUCACUCUUCCCCCACGACCAAACCUCCACAUUCGAUCUGCUCAUCAGCGAGCGGUGUUCUCGAGCUACGGAUCAACGACUGCGACUCAAAUAAAAGCGUUGAUACGAAGAAAGUAAACGAGGCGAUUUAUGCGAUCAGUGAUAGAGAUUCAAAAUCUUGUGUUCAAUCAAACGACGCCGUUCUGAAAGAACAAAAAUCUGUCGAUCACGAAUCUCCGUUGAAUGGAAGUGUGACCUCGCACCCUGACACAUUAAACAUCAAUGUUAGUUUAGAAAAUGGUACAUCACGUACGAAUUGUGUUCGAGAAUAUUUUGAUCUUAACGCUAACCCUCCUUCCGAUCCAUCACAGUUGAUAAGUAGCGAUGUGACUGACAAACAAAAUCCACCUGCUGAAAAUAAACUGGUCUUGAGUCCUCUAAUAGAGAAUCCUUCUAAUGGAAUAACACCUCCUCGUAAACUUUCCCCUCCUAAUGGACACACUUCACCUUUGCCUCAAAGGUCAGCUCUUAAUUUGGCUCCUCAAUUUUUGAUUCAGGCGGAGACGCAUCUGUAGGUAAUGUCUGCUCCACUUAUAAGGAAGCAAUAUUGUGCGACAUUGCCGCCGCUGCAGGCCACACUUUUCAUUGCAAUUCUGCAUCGCAAAUAGAACCAAAUACUUGGCAUUUGAACGCCAAAAUACAAAUGUUGAAAAUUUUAUGCAUUUAGCAUUAGAAAAAUUACAUACAAUUGUUGGACAGUUUUAUGCUUACAUAAUUUUGUGGACGGAUCUUGAAUUUGGCGACUGGUUGAAAUUUUGUGUCGGUGACUUGCAGUGUUCCUGUUGUGCGCUGCCAGCACAUAAUAAAUAUCGUGUACUGGUCCUACAAAUCUACCAGCACUGCUACGUUGAUAAUCUACAGGAAACGAUAUGACAUUCUGUCCCGCAGAACAGUAAAAAAAUGCAUAAUUUUUUCUUUUCAAGCAUAAUGCGGUAACGGUCGUGCUCUCAUUGGAUAUAAUUUUAUACGAUACUCUACACUUUGAUUUGAAGUGAACCUAUUAUCAUUAUGUAAUCUACUAAGGAAUCUCGAGCUGCAGUUAUGAUUGCCGAUUUACAUAAAAAUAAUGUCCUGCGUAAUGAUGAAUGAACCCUCAAUUCUCAUGAAGCUUGAGAUGCUAAUUCGAAUCACCUGAAGUCUAUUUGCAUCUUACAGGUUAUGCCUCAUGGAUUUUCUUAUUAUAAAAUUACAGAAUAUAUAAAUGUAUAAUUGUUCGUCUAAGCGCAUUAUCCAUGUCUUAGAACCCUUUUGUGUUUCGAGUUAGUGCUCCUCUUCCUUGUAGUGCGGAUAAACAUUCCGAACGAUUGUUUCGCAAAUAUUCAGCUAACUUGUAUUCUAUAUCGAGGAAUUUAACAAAUUUUUCUUCAGUGUAGUCUUCAUGUAGUUUAGAAUUUACUCGUGGUAAGUGUUCACAAUGAUAUUCGAAUUAGAAAUGACUUAAUUGUCUAUAGGAACAUGGAAGUUUACACUGUCAAACUUUGAAUCAUUUGUCAAACUUCUCAUUUUGUUAAAACUUUGCAUCAAAUCUUGAUGUAUUCAAUUAUAUGUAUGGAAAAUCUGAUUAUCGUUCAAGCUAAUAUGAAAGUUUGUAGCUACUUAGUCGUUAAUUAGUAAAAUGAGUAACUAUGGAUAAGUGUAUACUUUUGCUCUGCUCACAACGUUGCCAGAACUUAUCCGAACUCUGUGAUUGGUUGUCGCCUUCGCUAAUAGCCAUAAGUUAAUCCAUUGACCAAGUGAUCCAUGUUGAGUAGUGGGAUGUAAUGUAAAGUGAUGACUGAAACGAAUAUUUUGGUUGUCUUGUCACUAUUGCUCAUGAUUGUCUUCUGCGUCAGAAUGUUAUCUUUAGCAGCUUGCAAUCGUUGGUUUGGUUUCUAUUUUCGCAUUGCAAAACUCGCAAACUGGACAAUAUAUGUAUUUGUUGAGUGAAAUUGAAAGGGAGAUUUUACUGUCCAUUCAUUUGUUAUUAUUUAUCGACUCGUAUAGCAACUGCUCUGGUAGACGCUUAGCAGCUCGGUUGCUGCAACUAUGACAGCGUUUAUGCUGAAUUUCGUUUUCUGAAGCUUUAGUUCACCAAAGAAAAUUGAUCUAAGUACCAUUCGUUACUUCUUAUUUUUAUCCUUUGGUUGUGAUUUUAUGAUUCUUGGAAUAAUUUGAAUUUUUGUUCGAUAAUGUGCACUAAGAAUGGAAGUGAUAUAUAA